Messenger RNA from Alnus glutinosa, 414 nucleotides. RefSeq lists its product as uncharacterized. Bases 1 to 414 code for a protein of 137 amino acids. The record is from RefSeq and is a predicted model, not a curated record. NCBI's taxonomy places the organism in Eukaryota, Viridiplantae, Streptophyta, Magnoliopsida, Fagales, Betulaceae. The transcript has 5 exons. Gene Ontology annotation, cellular component: glycosylphosphatidylinositol-N-acetylglucosaminyltransferase (GPI-GnT) complex. Gene Ontology annotation, biological process: GPI anchor biosynthetic process.
AUGCAUAAUUGCAACCGAGUGCUAUUUCCGGGAACGCUAGGUACCAUUUUCCUUUUAUUCAUUCUUUUCAGUGCUUGCCUUGUCAAAUCAUAUUAUGGGACUCGUAUUGAGAAAGAGUCUGUUGUAAUUAUACCUGCAUUUGGCGUGCAACUGGAAGCUCAAUACUGGAGUGGGAGAGUUGUUCGUAGCUUUAUUCCUAUUGACAAAAUACUGAAACCUGUCCUGAAUGAGAAUGUGACUCCAUUCACUUGUUACUGGAGCCUGGCUUUGCUUGUCCGUGGCAAAAAAGAACUUAUGUUAGCAUUCAAGGCAGUACAACCACCGGUGAAACUGUUGGUUCCCAUCUGGAAGGCUUUGUGUGCUGCCACUUAUAGCGGAGAAACUACAGAAUUUCCUGCAAAAGUUGAUGAAUAA